Oncorhynchus mykiss (rainbow trout) is the source of this 2453-nucleotide messenger RNA. RefSeq names its product coenzyme Q-binding protein COQ10 homolog B, mitochondrial. Lineage: Eukaryota; Metazoa; Chordata; Actinopteri; Salmoniformes; Salmonidae. Gene Ontology annotation, cellular component: mitochondrion. Gene Ontology annotation, biological process: cellular respiration. The record is from RefSeq and is a predicted model, not a curated record. Gene Ontology annotation, molecular function: ubiquinone binding.
GCAGUAGUUAGAGAAGGCGCGUCCACGAAGGAAUAAGCUGCGGGAGAAGUAGCUAGUGGCUGAGAGAAGCGAUCAUCGCAGUGAAGAUGGCGAGAGGAAUGCGGGGACUAAGGAGAGCCGUACUAGAAUGUAUAAAAAAGUUACCCGUCACAGCCAGCCGAGAAACACCUAAAAGGAUUGGCGUAAGAUAUCUCUCCUCAUGUGGGAUCCUGAUGAUGAGGGUGCCACCCCUCCUGGGGGCCAUGCCCAGGUCCACAGUCAUCGUGGCCCCCACCCGCUCCUUCUUCAACCUGGCUGACACCUUCAACAAGAGGAAGGAGUACUCUGAGAGACGCGUCAUGGGGUACUCUAUGUUGGAGAUGUAUGAAGUGGUAGCUGGGGUGGAGAACUACCUUCACUUCGUUCCCUGGUGUAAGAAGUCUGACGUGGUGUUCCGGCGCUCGGGGUUCUGUAAGGCCAAGCUGACAGUUGGCUUCCCCCCGGUAGUGGAAAACUACACCUCGCUGGUCACCACAGUGCGCCCCCACCUGGUCAAGGCAGCCUGUUCAGACGGUAAGCUCUUCAACCACCUGGAGACGGUGUGGCGCUUCAGCCCUGGCCUCCCUGGCUACCCUCGUACCUGCACGGUUGACUUCUCUAUCUCCUUUGAGUUCCGCUCCCUGCUGCAUUCCCAGCUGGCCACGGUGUUCUUUGACGAGGUGGUGAAGCAGAACGUGUCGGCGUUUGAGAGGCGGGCCGGGAAACUGUACGGAGCACAGACCAUGAUCCCCAGAGAGCUCAUGUUUCAUGAGGUGCACCACACGUAGCGUGCCCCAACGGUUCAUCCUCUCUCUGCGCACACACACACACGGCGGGAAGGGGGGGAGAGGUUAAAUGCCUGAACACUGCAGUGCCUUAUCAGAAAACAACCAAUGAUUUUAUACCCAUUAACUGCUUGUGGCUAGAUUCUGUCCCCCUCCCUGCCCCCCCAAAAGACCCUCCCCCCUGUACCACCAUAGACCCCUACUGGUGCCCUCUCACCCCAAAGAAACCAUCAGCACCUCUGGCCAGUAGGCACAUCUCAGAGCUUAGUGCUUUCCCCAUGCGGUGAGCACAGGGCUCAUAAUAGCCCUCUUGUGGAGAUAUAAAAACUCUUCUACUAAGGCCUAAAUAAAGUCUGUUUAUAGUGAAAGGCUGUAUCAAAGGAUCGGCUUGUACAUUUUUGAAUGAAGUGUGAGCACUUGAAGAUCGACGUUUCCUAAAGGAAUGUCACAACACUGCCGAGCAGAUGUAUACACACGGCCGUGCCUACCUACACAUACCUGUUCAAGAGGUGCUGUGUUGCAACAAUGUUACCGGGGACAUUUCUGCUGCAUCCCAUAUAGCACAUUGUUCUCUAAUGACCAUGGGAGGCAUGUUGUUCAGUUAUGGCACUUGUGCAAUAUGUGUUUAGUUUUCUAAAUGCAGCUACUUUUUCCCUAGAGAUAUCCACUGUUUAAAAGGGCCCAGACUGGCUAGGCAGGGUACAGUGUCAUCCAAACUGUGUGUCAAAUGGCACCCUAUUUCCUAUACAAUAUACCCAUAGGGCUCUGGUCAAAAGUAGUUUACUAUAUGCACUACGUUUGACCAAAAGUAGUGCACUAUAAAGGGAAUAAGUUAACAUGUUGGUUUCUUGUCUGCCAGUCAGAAUACUGUCAGUGAGGUAUCUUACCAUAGAACCUUUUAAAGAUGUCACUCUUAUGUACACCCAGUGACCUUUGACCUGAUCCUAGUGGAAUCAUAUUUAUAUUUUAUAACUUUAAGCAUUCUACUCCUAUAAAGAUAUUUAAGAUAAGAACAUGUACAUAUUGUUUUAAAGACCACAGAUAAGAGUGCUGGCUGAACUAUAAUUGUUGUUUUAUAGUGCAAACGGAGGUGUUUCAAUGAGCGAAUAUGUAUAAACUAUUUUUAUAUUAAAGUGGUGUGUGUGUGUAGUUCUAGUUGCACUGUUAAUGUAGACUCCAGAACAUUUAAUGGGAAGUCUGUUUCGGUGUUGUGCCUUCCUCGGGUUUAGAGUUGUCAACAUCUGAUUGGUUGACUAUAGACGAGGGAAUCAUGUGAGAGGUAAGAAUAGAACUGACAGUAAGUUAUGACUCCUGCUGGACAAAUACAGAACCACAUGCACAAGAGGAAACAAUUUUUCAAGGACAGAAAUGCUGUAACCAAAUACCAUACCAACAGGUUACCUUGCCAGAGACAUGAGCUAAGAUACUAAUACUACAUAUUUAACCAGGAGAGCUCAAUGUAGACUUGGGCUCUCCAACCUUGUUCCUAGAGAUAUUCACUCCAAACACAAUUCUAAAUGACCCGAUUCAGGUUACCAACUAGCUAAUUCUUGAAAUCAGGUGUGCUAGAUUACGGUUGGAGUGAACCUACAGGACAGUAGUAGUCCAGGAACAGGGUGGGUGAGCCCUAACAAACGAUCACCAAAUUGA